This is a messenger RNA of Sitodiplosis mosellana (orange wheat blossom midge), 2465 nucleotides long. RefSeq names its product protein sly1 homolog. The record is from RefSeq and is a predicted model, not a curated record. The coding region runs from base 449 to 2362 and encodes 637 amino acids. Lineage: Eukaryota; Metazoa; Arthropoda; Insecta; Diptera; Cecidomyiidae. Gene Ontology annotation, cellular component: cytosol; Golgi membrane. Gene Ontology annotation, molecular function: syntaxin binding. The transcript is spliced from 6 exons. Gene Ontology annotation, biological process: intracellular protein transport; endoplasmic reticulum to Golgi vesicle-mediated transport.
GAUUGUCGCUUGUACUAUAAACACACAAUUAUCAGAGGAUAUAGUGCGUUAGGUCGUUGAUUGCGUUGCGCAACCAAACGCAGUGUAGACGUCAGUUUUACUUGUGACGUUUCAUUGGAACGUCAACGAUAUGUUUUGUCUGUCGACAGUAUAUAUUUUUUUUGUUAAAAUAUAAGUUUCUAUUUGAGAAUUAAAAAAAGAAGUUUUAAUCGCAUGUAAUUUGUUAUAGCACAAAGGAAACUGUGCCUAUUCCAUCAAAAUUUAAGAGGUUUCUUUUUGUGAUUGUCAAAAAAUUAUCCGAAAUUAAAUGAAUUACAUCGGCUGAUCAACUAGUUUACCACAGACAACUAGCCUACAUAAAACAUUUUAAUCAACUUAUUAUAUUUGAUCAAUCUUCGCCUCAAUUUUCUAAUUUCCAACGGGGAAAUCUAAUUGAUUAAUUGUAAAAAUGGUUUCGUUACGCGACCGACAAAUAGCGGCUAUUAAGCAAAUGCUAAAUUUGAAUGUAAACAGCACAACAAAAAUAUUGGCAUCCGAGCCCGUUUGGAAGGUGUUGAUCUAUGAUCGUGUGGGUCAAGACAUAAUAUCACCACUAAUUUCCAUCCGUGAACUUCGUGAACUGGGUGUUACUUUGCAUAUACAAUUACAUUCCGAUCGUGAUACGAUUCCUGAAGCGCCAGCAGUAUAUUUCUGUGCACCAACCGACGAGAAUCUGGGUCGAAUUGCCCAAGAUUUCCAAAAUAGCUUGUACGAUGUAUAUCACUUGAAUUUUAUUGCACCAAUUUCACGGCAAAAACUUGAAGAUCUCGCAGCCGCCGCUUUAUCAGCCGGUUGUGUGGCAAAUAUCCACAAGGUAUACGAUCAAUAUGUGAACUUCAUAACACUCGAAGAUGACAUGUUCGUGUUGAAGCAUCAAAAUAGUGACUCAUUGUCGUACUAUUCGAUCAAUCGUGCAAAUACCAGUGACACCGAAAUGGAGGAAAUGAUGGAAAGCAUUGUUGACAGUUUAUUCUCCAUAUUUGUGACCAUUGGGAAUGUGCCAAUCAUUCGAGCAUUGAAGGGAACGGCCGCUGAAAUGGUGGCUCGAAAGUUGGAAAAGAAAUUACGUGAGAAUUUAUGGGAUGCACGCAAUAAUUUGUUUCACAUGGACGCAACACAGGCCGGUUCGUUCAGUUUUCAACGACCAUUGUUGAUUAUUCUAGAUCGUAAUAUCGAUAUGGCCACACCGUUGCAUCACACCUGGACGUAUCAAGCAUUGGCACAUGAUGUUCUUGAUUUGUCCCUCAACCGUGUUGCGAUCGAUGAUGAUGACAACAAAGAGCACGGUGGUGCCAAGCAAAAGGGGAAAAAGUCGUACGAUUUGGAUAUUUCGGAUAAAUUCUGGAAAACUCACAAAGGUAGCCCGUUCCCAACGGUGGCCGAGGCAAUUCAAGAAGAACUGGAACAAUAUCGAAACUCAGAAGAGGAAAUCAAGCAGUUGAAAACCACAAUGGGCAUUGAUGGAGAGAACGAAAUUGCAUUUGCAAUGGUCAAUGAUAAUACGGAAAAACUGACCAAUGCUGUGAAUUCAUUGCCACAACUUAUGGAGAAGAAGCGCCUGAUUGACAUGCACACUAAGGUGGCCACUUGCAUUUUGAAUUCCAUCAAAUCGAGGCGAUUGGAUUCGUUCUUUGAAAUUGAAGAGAAAAUCAUGUCGAAACUUACACUCGAUCGUCCGCUGAUUGAUAUUCUGAAGGAUUCAGAAUUUGGACAACCCGAAGAUAAAAUGCGUUUGUUCAUUAUUUAUUACAUUUGUACACCGAAUAUGCCCGAAAGCGAAGUCUCCAAAUAUGAAGCGAUUCUCAAAGAAAUCGGAUGCGAUCUAUCUUCGCUGCCUUACAUUCAACGUUGGAAGAGUAUUAUGAACCGCUCAAAUGCACUCAAUCAACCUAAUCAGUACGAAGGUGGUGGCACUAAGACCGUUUCCAUGUUCUCGAAAUUAGUUUCACAAGGAUCGUCAUUUGUGAUGGAAGGAGUUAAGAAUUUGGUCGUUAAACGACACAAUUUACCAGUAACGAAAAUCACGGAACAGCUUAUGGAUUGUCGCAGUGGUAACGAUAAUGAUGACUAUCUUUAUUUGGAUCCAAAACUAUUGAAACGUGGCGAUACAUUGCCGAAAACUCGGGCUCCAUUCCAAGAUGCAAUCGUAUUUAUUGUUGGUGGUGGUAAUUACAUUGAAUACCAGAAUCUUGUUGACUUUAUCAAGCAAAAACAAACGGCAAACACGAAUAAACGUAUAAUUUACGGUGCAUCGACACUGUCCAAUUCAAAGCAAUUCUUGCGUCAGUUAUCGUUGUUGGGUCAAGAGAUUAAGGACAUUUAAAUUCAAUCCUUUAUUUUAAAUCCUUAUAUAUUUUUUUCCUCUUUAUUUGAUGUUAAAAUAAUAAAAUAUUCGAAUAAAAAUUGCAUGUUUUGAUAUUACUCAA